This is a messenger RNA of Linum tenue, 1956 nucleotides long. NCBI's taxonomy places the organism in Eukaryota, Viridiplantae, Streptophyta, Magnoliopsida, Malpighiales, Linaceae. The record is from the annotation of a GenBank genome assembly.
AUGAGCCGUAAGGUUGUGGCUCUAUUCAGGCGCUCCGCUGAUCCUAUGUUGCGCACAGCGGCGAAGAAACGUUGGCUGGAAGACGCACGGGAUGGAGAGUUGGCUAUGAUGAAGACUGGGCUUGAUCAGUCCGGAAAACCUCGAUUGGAGGAUGGGGACCGUAUAAGGGGCCCUGGGAAUGGAUUUGUGCUACCAAUGGUGAAGUUUGGCCCUGGUUGCCGGAGAAUCUCUGGUCAACCGGUUGAGGCUUGGAGCCGCAGCGGUGGUCGGCAGGCAGAGCCGACGCUCGGCGAUGAAAAUUACGGAUUCGAACUGACGUGGAGCAGUUGGCGGCGAAUCCGUUGUACCCGAAUUGCUUCGAGCCUUUCUCUGGUCUGUCUUGCGCCACCGACGAAACAAGUCGUGAAGCUGCAACAAGAAACAAUGGCAGAGCAGAACAUAUGCCAAGACCAAAUCGUGGAGUUCUUCACGGAAGAUGUGGUUGUGAGUAUGCAGAGAGCGAAAAUGAGUCUCCUGGGGAGACUGUUCAUUGAGAACCGGCCGAGUUUGUCUGUCAUUCAUAAGAUUGUCACUAGUGCUUGGGAAUGCAGGAAGAAGGUUCAAGUGAUGGAGGCAGAGAUGGGUCUUCUGCAAUUUCUGUUUGACGACACGGAGGACAUGGAAUGGGUGCUAAAGCGCACGCCGUGGCCUGUCAAGGAUCGGGUUUUACACCUCCAACGCUGGGCACCGGUGACGGAGGAGGUCUUUGAUUCCCUUGGAUUCGCGCCCUUCUGGGUUCAGAUGUGGGGGAUCCCAUCCCACUGCCGUACGAUCGCGUUUGGUAGAAGGGUGGCGGAAACGAAAUUGGGCGAGGUUCUUGAUGUCGGCCUGUUUGGAAUCAAAGGGGAGUCCGACCAGUUUGUCAAAGCCCGGGUGAAAGUCAAUGUUCUCCAGCCGCUGCGGUCGCAAAUUUGGGCUAGCAAUGAAGUCGCCGGAAAAUUCUGGGUGACUUUUGCCUAUGAAUUCCUUCCCCUGUUCUGCUUCCAUUGCGGGCGAUUGGGGCACAUGGAACGGAAUUGUGUGUUCCCAGACCCAGCUGGCGAUGAGAGAUUUGGCCAAGAGAUGGCGACGACGGAGGUGGGCUACCGCCUGAAGGAAGAAACACUCAAACCUGCUCAGUAUAAUUAUCCUCCGCUGCCGCAGUCGGUUUGGGUGAACCCCAAAACAAAAGGGCAGGUGGCGAAUGCGUCGGCGACGGCUCGGGAAGAAAAAAGGAAGGCUGAUGCAAAGAGUACUGAGCGAGAGGUGGUGCUGGCGCUACCGGCAGACGGUGACCGAGCCGUGAGAGGGGUGCAGGGAGCUGGGAUACGCGAGGGGAAUAGGCAGGGGGGAUCGGCGGGGACCCAGAAGGGAGGUCGGGGGUCCCGUGUGGAGGAGACUGGACCCCGGUCGAAGCAGGUUAGGGAGCCUGCCGGGCUGAGUGCUGGAACCCGUGGCAAACAAACGGCGGCGGGUGGAGGGAGGCCGGAGCUGGGAUUGAAGGGGCGUGGAGAGGGAGGGAAGCCAGGAGGGAAAGGAAAUGCAAGAAAGGAGGAGGAAGUGCCGGCGGGGAGGGGCUCGGAGCAGGGGCAGGAGAAGGGGUCGGGUGCUAGGGGAAACGCGGGGAUGGAAGGGCAGAUGGCGGGGGGAUUGAAUGCGGCGGAAGGCAAAGGGGCAAAGAAGAAGGCGAAGUCACCAGGAUUGGAAAUUAAUGGCGCUGGAAAGGUUGGGGAGCAGGUCUCGGUGGAGGGUGCUCAAAAACCUAAUGGCGAGCAAGUUGAGGUGGAACCCGAAGUGAAGGAAGCAGGAGGGAGCUCAGAGAUGUUGGGUGUGGCCCCAACGGAAUCCUUAUGCAGUUCGUCUCCAUGCUCUGGCGGGUGUGGAAGUCUCGCAAUUGGGUUGUCUUCGAUGGAUGCCAGUAUCAGAGGGUGGUCUUAA